This is a messenger RNA of Spirodela intermedia, 1219 nucleotides long. NCBI's taxonomy places the organism in Eukaryota, Viridiplantae, Streptophyta, Magnoliopsida, Alismatales, Araceae. The record is from the annotation of a GenBank genome assembly.
AUGGGAAGAGCACCGUGCUGCGACAAGGCCAACGUGAAGAAAGGCCCAUGGUCUUCAGAAGAGGAUGCCAAGCUCAAGACCUACAUCGAGCAGCAUGGCACCGGAGGCAACUGGAUCACUCUACCGCAGAAGAUCGGUACCUCUUCUCUCCUCCUGUGUAAAUAUGCAUCUCAAUUUGUAUCCCUUAACCGUUAUGUCAUCUAAAACAACGAAUCUUAAUUAAUCCAUGUUUUGCACUAAUAAGGCCUCAAGAGAUGUGGGAAGAGCUGUCGCCUCCGAUGGCUCAACUAUCUCCGUCCAAACAUCAAGCAUGGCGGGUUCUCCGAAGAAGAGGAUAACAUCAUAUGUAGCCUAUACAUGAGCAUUGGGAGCAGGUAAUUAAGCGAAAAUCAACGGUAUUCGAAUGAUGUCGUCCUGCUGUCCCAAUUUUAUAUUUUUAGACAUUAAGGGGAAUAAUCUACUCCUUCCGAACUCCGAUCAUGGUUUCACGAGCAGGUGGUCUAUUAUAGCUGCACAGCUGCCCGGAAGGACUGAUAAUGAUAUCAAGAAUUACUGGAACACAAGGCUGAAGAAGAAGCUCCUGGGAAAGCCGCGUAAGGAUCAUCAAAACGGUCACAGAGCUCCCGGAGGUUUGAAGCAAGAAGCCAGAAUAAUCCAGAACGAAAACUUCACCGGCCCCACCAACAACGGCACCUGUCAGGCACCCUAUUGGCCUGAGCUGCCGGCGCACUUCUACUCUAACCACGAUCAUCGAGUGCCCGACGAUCGUUCUUCUGUGAGGAAGUUCGUCAUCAAACUCAGUGGCAGGUUCGCCAACGAAGACGCCGUGACCAUUCAGAACCCAUUCGGCGUUCCUUAUUCUACACCGCACGUCUACGACAAUCUACAGGAUCUGAUAGACCCUUCAGCCUUGGCUUAUUCGUUCACCGAUAACUCUUCUUCAUUGGAAAGAAUGGUCUUGCAAGGUACCAGUGAUUGUUGCUUUAACCCUGAGCUCGACGAGAUGCUCUGCUCCAGUCUGAUGAAAAUAGAAGGGAUGGAUAGUCUUUGCGGAGUGGGCUGUGUGUCCAGUGAGGGCAGCGGGAUCAGCUCGUCCGAGAGCUCAAGUUGGGACCAGAUGGACCCUCUGGUAUACACAGCUCUCGUCUCAAAUUGUCAAAAGAUUCACCCAACACAGCAAUGCUUUACUGAUGAGCAGGUGCAAUUUGGGACUUAUUGA